CUUGUUACACAUACGAAAAGUUCGUCAGUUUCAUUUGGCAUUACAUCAAACAUUCUAAAAAUAAUCGAUGAUAAAGAAAACUAAACAUUCAUAUAUAUUUGACAUUAUAUGUAUAUAUAGAAAUUCAAGCACAUGAAUCACCACCGCUUCUAUGUUAAUUAGUUAGAAACCAUAAAUCAUGACUUAAAUCAAUCACACUUCAUUUCGAUGAGAACAAAUCUAAAGCUUGUAAUGAAAGCACAAAAUUUCCAGAUGUGGGCACACUGAACACCAUCAGAAUACCAUCUGAUUACGGAAUAUACUUAAACUUAUAUAUCCAAUACUAUAUAAAAACGAUUUAAACAUUAUUUUUCCAAAUAAUCUGUGUUCUUAAGAAAAGUGUACAAAUAAAAUGAAAACAAUUUUUGCAACUUAUCUGCAACUCUUCUUAUUAGUCAGAAAGAAUAAUUUAAUAAAAUUUAAGGUAGUAAAUACCUAAAGAAUUUGAAUAAAAGAAUAUUUAAAACUAUCAACUAAAAAAUUCUUAAAAAGAAAUUAUCGUAAAUUACUACAAUAGAGAACUUAAACUACCGAACGUAAGGUUCUUUAGCAGUGAUCAUGUCUUCAGAGGCAAGCGCCUGCUCCGGAUUCUUUCAAGAAUCUUUAAAUCAAUAUUUUCAACAAUUGAAUGCUAAUGCCGCAGCUAUAAAUAUCGGAAGCAACGGUGGUAGCGGUGGUGGCAAUAAUAGUGAUAGCGGCAAUGAUAGCAACACUACAAGUGGCUCAGGUAUUGAUAACAACAAUCGGAGUAGUAUGAGUAGUAAUGAAUCAACAAAGUCAACAGUAAAUGGACAAUGGAAUAAUAAUUUACAACAACCGCAUCAACAACAGCAACACCAACAACAUCAUCAGCAGCAGCAACAACAACAACAACAACAGCAACAUAUGCAACAACAAGUGCAGCAACAACAUAAUCAUCAGCAUCAACAACAUCAGCAGCAACAACAACAGCAACAGCAACAACAACAGCAGCAUCAUAAUCAGCAACAACAGCAACAGCACCACCAUCAUCAUAAUAAUAAUAAUAAUCAUCAACAGCAGCAACAGCAACAACAACAACAGCAACAGCAUCAUCAUCAACAACAGCAGCAGCAACAGCAACAACAGCAGCAACAGCAACAGCAGCAGCAACAACAACAACAACAUCAGGCACAGUCACAAUUAUCCGCUUUAAGUCAUUCAAUAACACAAAAUCUCAAUGCUUCAUCGAAUAAUGCUGCCGCUGUGGCAGCAGCUGCUGCUAACGCGGCUGCUGCAACAAAUAUGCAUUCAAUUUUUGGUACUGGCAAUUUUCAUUAUAAAACAAAUAAUUCGUGGAGCAUACCGACAUUAUCAUCAUAUCAGCGUAUGUAUAAUGAGAAUUCUCAUUAUCAACGCAACUUUAACUCAAGUGACACAGCAGCAGCAGCUGCCGCCGCCGCCGCCGCCGCUGCAGCUACAAAUGCACAAAACAGUUGCAAUGCAAAUCUAAAUACAAAUGUUAACAAUGCAAAUGCUGCAGCAGCUGCAUCUGUGCAACACGUUGCAAAUGCUGUUGCAGCAGCUAUUGCCAAUGAACAUCAAAAUCAUAUACACAGUUUAAAGGCACGAUUCCCAGCAACAAAUUCAGGUAAGGAAAUUUGUCAUGUCGUAAGUCAUUAUUAACCGACUGCAUUAAUUCGAUUUUUACAUGAAUUUCACUUGGUAAGCCUUAAAAUUCAAUUUAUUUUUAGUUGAUCUCAGUGAUUUGUAAAUUUGAAUGUUAGUUUUCUGUUACAAAUUAUGUGACAUUUAAAGACGUGUCAUUAAUUUAUCGAAUUUGGCGAAUCGUAGGA
Messenger RNA from Teleopsis dalmanni, 1853 nucleotides. RefSeq names its product GATA zinc finger domain-containing protein 10-like. Bases 598 to 1683 code for a protein of 361 amino acids. The transcript has 2 exons. The record is from RefSeq and is a predicted model, not a curated record. Lineage: Eukaryota; Metazoa; Arthropoda; Insecta; Diptera; Diopsidae.